AUGGUUCAUUAUGACGAGCAGUUCGAGGAACAGAUCAAGGAGUGUCGGACGGCCCGACGCCUUCUCUUUCUUCGUAACCUCAACUUCAAAGCCGAUCGGGCCGAAAUCGAGGCCAUCGUUUUGGCUAAGCUCACGAGUCCCGACUCGGCCAAGUUCUUCUGGUCGCCAUCACGCCCGGGCCAGUUCACCUACCCAAAUCGCCAUACGGGCUCGGUAAUGGUUGGGUUCAACCAGCGCCCUGAUGCCAGGGCAGCUGAGGGCGAGCUGACGGGCCUGGAGAUCCGUGGUCGUCCCGUCAUCCUCGACCGAGCAGCCAGGAGAACGAACCCAGAGCACCGCAACAAUCAGGCGGCUGCUCCCAACUUCCCUGCGUCCACCUCCGCCGCUCUCGCCAUCCCAGCUCUCCCUCCUCCUCCCGCCACCGCUGCCACCAUCGCUGCCGCCAUCACCCCCGGCAUUGCUGCUGUUAUGAAUCACGCUAUGGCUCCCUCCAUGGCUCCCGUCAUCGCUGCCGCUGUCGCUCCCACCAUCGCCGCCGCCAUUGCUGCUGCCGUCGCUGCCGCCACCCCUCUGACAACCCCUCACAUAACCGCCCCUGCUGCUGUCGCUGCCACCGCCCACGUCAUCCAUCCCUUCGCCGCUCCCACCCACGCCGCUGCCAUACUCCCCGCCCCCGACUCCUUCAGCUCCCGGGAGGAGACUACGCUGUUCCCUCCUCACGGUAUCAAACGGGAACCAGAUGAGACGUUCGAGUACCAGGGCUGGAACCAGAACAGCAGCGAGAAUGACAACCAGAGCUUUCCGUCGGCCAAGAAGAGAAGAUUAUAA
This is a messenger RNA of Colletotrichum destructivum, 828 nucleotides long. Its product is annotated as Putative RNA recognition motif domain, nucleotide-binding alpha-beta plait domain superfamily. Lineage: Eukaryota; Fungi; Ascomycota; Sordariomycetes; Glomerellales; Glomerellaceae. The transcript has 2 exons. Bases 1 to 828 code for a protein of 275 amino acids. Gene Ontology annotation, molecular function: RNA binding. The record is from RefSeq and is a predicted model, not a curated record.